Papilio polytes (common Mormon) is the source of this 2874-nucleotide messenger RNA. Its product is annotated as probable G-protein coupled receptor Mth-like 3. Gene Ontology annotation, molecular function: G protein-coupled receptor activity. The coding region runs from base 14 to 1384 and encodes 456 amino acids. Gene Ontology annotation, cellular component: membrane. The transcript is spliced from 8 exons. Lineage: Eukaryota; Metazoa; Arthropoda; Insecta; Lepidoptera; Papilionidae. Gene Ontology annotation, biological process: cell surface receptor signaling pathway; G protein-coupled receptor signaling pathway. The record is from RefSeq and is a predicted model, not a curated record.
CGUGUUCUUUAAAAUGUUAGUUGCAAAUAAAAAUAUUUUUGAAAUUAUUUCAUUAUUGUGUGCAUGUUAUGUCGGCAAGAUUUUAUGUGAAGGUAAUGUUACGUUGGAAAAAGGAGAUAAACCGAUAAUUUAUAAAUGCUGUGCUUUAGACAUGGGAAUGGUGGCAGAGAAUGAUACCUUUCGAUGUAACGAUUCAUUUUCUGGAUCGCCUAGUUUUACGUACGUCUUCGAUGCAAAUUUAAAAAUUACGAACAAAUCUAUUGAGGAUGUAUUUGAUAUUAAAAUUUUUGGUGCGGAUUUUAACGGCAUGAAACCUUGGCAGCAAAACCUUAUGCCAUUAGAGACUGGCGAAUUCCUGUACAAAGUAUACUACCAGAAUUCCUUUACACGAUCGACAUAUCUUGAUAAGGAAGACUAUUGUUUUGAGUAUCUGAUGCAGGAUGAUGAAUUUCUUAUCUUACUUAUUCUGGUCAAACUCAAGAAUGAAGCCGAUGAUACAAAAAUUUAUUUUAGUGCUGUAGGCUUUCUGGUAUCCAGUUUUUUCUUGGCAUUGGUCCUUGUGGUGUACGCGAUGUUUUCCGAGCUGCGCACGCUGGGUGGCAAAGUGGCUAUGACUUGUGCUGCAAAUCUACUCGGUUCUUACAGCUUACUCGGUUCCUACUGUUUUCUCAUGUUCUAUUCAUCGUUAUCAUACGGAUCGUGUGUCACGCUUGCAACUUUGGUAUAUUUCUUUUUCCUGGCAACUUUCUUUUGGAUGAAUGUAAUGUCAUUCGAUUUGUGGUGGACGUUUAGAGGGCUGGCUAAAUGUCGUAAAAUCAAUCGUCGCGGCGAAGCAUACAAGUACUGUAUGUAUAGUAUCUACGGUUGGGGUAUGCCAUUAUGUUUAACGAUAUUCAUGGUGUUAAUGAACGAGUACCCGCCGCCAGAAACUGUCAGUCCCAGCAUCGGGGUCUUCAAAUGUUACUUUGGAGAUUUGGAGAAGGAAAUUUAUAUGUACGUGCCGAUGUUGAUAUUACUGAUCUGUAAUUGCAUAUUAUUCUUGAUGACGGUGUUCAAUAUUUGGAGAUCGAAUAAGUCCAGUGAUAUGCUCCGAUUAAAAUCUUCGGCUUCGGUGAAAAACAGCAUCAACAUGUUUUAUAUCUUCCUCAAGAUGUCAGUAAUAAUGGGUAUCAGUUUUGUAAUGGAAGUAGUUAGUACCCGUAUGCCUUAUAUGAAAUUAUGGUACAUAACCGACGCAUACAAUGUACUUAUAGGAGUCGCGUUUUUUGUUAUUUUUGUUUGCAAGAGAAGAGUUUUACGCUUAUUAAAAAAGAAGUUCAAAGGAGAAGAGCAAACCAAAUAUUCUAUAGGAAGUACGAGCAAACAUGGAUCUUCACAACAAUAGCGGCGUUAGAGGGCACUUUGACAUUUUCGAAAUUCAAAAUGGCGGAUUUUGAUUGUUAUUUUCCCCAUUUGGUGUUUUCACGGAUACAAAAACAAAUGCUAUUACUACGCUUUUAGCUAUUUUAAUCCAUUUAAUGCAAUAUCUGUAGUCACUGUGUCUUACAAAAUAUAUUUUUAGCAAAUCAAAGUUUAGCAAUAUAUCUGCUGGCACAGUACCCUUUGACUGAACAUAAGAUCUCAUAACAUUUUAUAGUAAAACGAGCGGUCGCUCGCAAACUUCUUUAGCGUGGAAUUUUAAAAAAUGGUCUUCUAUAACAUUCCCGUCAAGUCUAAGUCAAGUCAAUUCAAGUCCCGUCCAAAUCGGUCCGCCCGUUCCAGAGAUAGCGGUCCGGUCGCCAAUUUGACAGCGCGGAAUUAAAAAAAAAAGUAGCUUAUAACAUGCCCAUCCAUGUCAGCUUCCCUCCAGUGAAAGUCCAGUCGAAAUUGGCCCGGCCGUUUCGGAGCUUGCCGGAACAAACGCGGCUUGCGGACAGACAGAUAUACAUAUUUCAUUUUUUUAUCAUAAGGUGACAAACCAUCUAGCGGCCACCUGAAUACAUCAAACCUCCGCUAUUGCAGAAGCGUUGUCAUUAAACGCACAUAAAGAGGAUAUUUCCCUUUCCUGUGCUUCUUCUCUACCGUCAAAUCCAUUUUACUUCCGAACCUUUCCUUAAGGAAUUUUCCUUCAUCCUCCUUCCUUCCCUUUCCACCAUUCCUUUUCCCUUUCCACCAUUUGGUGGAAAGGGAAAAGGAUUAAAAUUAUGCCUCCGGCACGCACACACUGUACGCGUUGAUCCUAUUUUACGCGUCUUCGGUGUGGUCAUAAUAUUGCAUUGCAGAGUGGGACAAUUCGUGCGAAAUUGUUAAAGCGGGCUCUACCACCGUUCUAAAUUAUCUUAACUAACUAUUGUAUUUUAAUAUUAUUUAUAGUAUUUUUAUACAAAUAUUAAGAAGGUUCAACAAGUCACAUGUCAAAUAUAUCGUCUUCUGCACCACAAAUAAGAACAUAAUAAUCAUAUCAGACGGUUAUUAAAAAGCAUCUUGUAAAAAAAACAAAGGCCACUAUUUAAUGUGACCCAUUCCUUAUGUAUGGCAGUAAAUUUGUAUUCACGAUGCAGUGCUCGACUUACGUGACUGUGGUUGUUUUAUAUGAACUUUUGUAUGUAAUGUCAUGUCAAGGACUUUGAAGGUCAAUGCUAUAUUUGUUAAAUGGUAAAACUAUGUUAAGGGCCUGUCCCACCAAAUUUAAAGGUCUGAUAACAAUCCAACGUGUAAAAGAUGUGAUACAACAUCGGAUUGUUACCUUAUCUGACAGUGACGUCAUUAUUAAGCUAUCUGAGCCUCUAUCAGCCAGUAGUGGGACUGGCCUACGUUUUGAAAUUGCAUUUGUUACGUUAUGGCCAUAAUUUAAUAGCUUGGUCUGUAGUUUAAAUAAAUGUGCGUGGAGUAUUU